Camellia sinensis is the source of this 645-nucleotide messenger RNA. The record is from RefSeq and is a predicted model, not a curated record. NCBI's taxonomy places the organism in Eukaryota, Viridiplantae, Streptophyta, Magnoliopsida, Ericales, Theaceae.
AUGGCUAAUGCACAAUGUGGGAAGGAUGAUACACAAUUUGGACCUAUACUUGGUAUGAAAUUUGACUCUGAGCAAUUUGCAUAUGAUUUUUAUGAUUCUUAUGGAGGAAGAAUUGGAUUUAGUAUUAGAAGAGAAUAUGCUCACAAAAGCAAGACGGGUGAAAUUACUUCAAGAGCAUUUGCUUGUUCUAAGGAGGGACAUAGAAAAGCUGAUAAAAAAUAUUACAUUGUAAAUAAUGCAAGGGCAGAGACAAGGAUUGGUUGUGGUGCUUCAAUGAACAUUAAAUUAAAUAGGAAAACUGGGAAGUAUACUGCUACCAACUUCGUAGAAAUGCACAACCAUUCUGUUGUAGUAAAUGAAUGUGCUCAUAUGCUUCAUUCUCAACGAAAAAUUUUCACCUCUCAAUCUAUUGAAAUUGAUUUGGCUACUGACUUUGGGAUACCUCUUCGGUCAUCGUAUGAGUUAAUGAGUAGAGAGGCAGGAGGAGGGGAAUGUGUUAGGUUUUUUAAACAAGACCAAAAGAAUUAUCUGAAGAACAAAAAGAUAGAAAAUGUUGGCAUUCAGAGAAUUAGGGAGCAUAUUAAAAUACUUUCAAGAUCAGAUAGUAGAAAAUCCUUCAUUCUUUUAUGUCGUGCAGUUGGAUAG